AUGUGGUGGUUUGUUGUAAUAGCAUGUCUAAUACAAGCAACUGUAUACUCAGAAGAACUCACCAGGGGUGGAAAAGAUGGGAAUCCUGAAGUUCAUAUGAAUGUUAGUCAGGUGAUUUCCUUCCGAGGAUACCCCAGUGAGGAGUAUGAAGUCUUGACAGAUGAUGCUUAUUAUUUGACAAUAAACAGAAUUCCCUAUGGAAGAAAAAAUCUUAAAUUUGGAGGCCCAAAGCCUGUAGUGCUACUCCAACAUGGAAUAUUUGCCGAAAGUAGCUAUUGGGUUGAAAAUAUGGUGGACAACAGCUUUGGUUUCAUAUUGGCUGAUGCUGGCUAUGAUGUUUGGCUAGGAAACAGCAGAGGAUCAAGCUGGUCUCAGAGACACCAUAAUUUCUCAAUUGACCAAGAAGAAUACUGGGAUUUCAGUUUCCACGAAAUGGCAAUGUAUGACCUUCCAGCAACAAUCAACUUUAUUCUACAGAAAACUCAGCAGAAGCAAUUGUACUAUGUUGGCUAUUCUCAAGGUGCUUCUAUUGGUUUCAUAGCAUUUUCCACCAUGCCAGAGUUGUCUCGAAAAAUCAAAACGUUUUUUGCCUUGGCACCAGUGGUUUCUCUUAAGCAUGCUCCAAGCCCUCCAUUAAAGCUAUUGCUCUCCCUUUCUGAAAACUCCAUCAAGGGCUUAUUUGACACCAAAAACGUGGCUGUUUGGAGCAAGCCAGUAAGAAAUGUUAUCAUAAAGUUAUGCAGCAAUCCAUUCAUGAGGAACAUCUAUGCCCAUUUUAUGUUUUCUUCAGGUGGAUUCAAUGCCACAAAUCUCAAUAUGAGUCGCAUGGAUGUAUACGCAGCUCGAUUUCCAGAUGGUAACUCGGUUAAAAAUGUUAUACACUGGCAUCAGGUGGGAACGUCACACUUAUUCAGAUAUUUUGACUAUGGGAAUGAGAAUCAAGCAAAAUAUAACCAGGCCUCUCCUCCUUUAUAUAAAAUUGAAGACAUGAUGGUGCCAACUGCAGUAUGGUCUGGAGGAAACGAUUUGGUGGCAGACCCAGAAGAUAUGAAGAUUUUACUACCUCGGAUCAGGAAACUUGUUUACCAUCAUCAUGUUUCUGAUUGGAACCAUUGGGAUUUUGUCUGGGGUCUCAAUGCUCCCCAGCGCAUGUACUCUAAAAUCAUCAGGUUCAUGAGAAAGUUUUUAUUUUGA
Molecule: messenger RNA, 1194 nt
Organism: Euleptes europaea (tarantolino)
Lineage: Eukaryota; Metazoa; Chordata; Lepidosauria; Squamata; Sphaerodactylidae
Product: lipase member M-like
Exons: 9
Coding region: 1-1194 (397 amino acids)
Molecular function (GO): hydrolase activity, acting on ester bonds
Source: RefSeq, a predicted model, not a curated record